Messenger RNA from Lathyrus oleraceus (garden pea), 396 nucleotides. RefSeq lists its product as uncharacterized. The coding region runs from base 1 to 396 and encodes 131 amino acids. The transcript has a single exon. Lineage: Eukaryota; Viridiplantae; Streptophyta; Magnoliopsida; Fabales; Fabaceae. The record is from RefSeq and is a predicted model, not a curated record.
AUGGUUACUGAUGAUGAGCAGAAGGUGCGGUUGGCUACGCAUAUGCUUGCAGAUGAGGCUGAGUAUUGGUGGACUAACACCAAGGGAAGACUUGAGUUGGGCGGUGAGGCUGUGACUUGGGCUAGGUUCAAGGCUGAGUUUCUGAGGAAGUAUUUUCCGGAAGAUUUGAGGACAAGGAAAGAGGUAGAAUUCUUGAAUUUGAAGCAAGAGAACUUGUCUGUGGCGGAGUACGCGGCUAAGUUCGAGGAGCUCUCCAGGUUUUGCCCAUACAUUAAUGCGGAAGAUGCUAUGGUUUCUAAAUGCGUGAAGUUUGAGAGCGGACUUCGACCAGAUAUCUACCAAUACAUGUGUGUUCAGGAGAUCCGAGAGUUUGAUGGCGGGUCACAAGUCUUAUGA